UUUUUUCUACUAUUUUCUGUCCUUUUUUAUAUGUUUUAUUUGUGACACUGAAGAUGGCGCUGAUUUCUUAAUUUUUAUCCUACUUCUAUAGUUACGUUUUCCAUUAUUACUGUUCUUGUCUCUCUCAUGAAUUGAUUCUGUUUUGUGUUUUUUUUUUAUAAAAAUUAAUUAGUGAAAUUUAAUAAAUUGAAUUCAUAUUAUUCUUAUCAUGGGAAAACGAAAGGCCAAUGAUAAUACCGGAAAUCCGAAUCAAGAUUUAUGCGAUUUUCUGAUAGAGUUAGCAAAUUAUGAACGAAAUGUUAGUAAAAAUAUUUAUAAAUAUAAUGCCUAUCGCAAAGCAGCUGGCACUUUAAGUGGAUUAACAGAAAGAAUAAAAAGUGGACAAGAAGCAAAAAAAUUACCAGGAAUAGGAGAAAAAAUUGCUAAGAAAAUUGAUGAAUUUCUGAGUACUGGAAAAUUGCAAAAAUUAGAAGAUAUUAACAAAGAUGAGAAUAAUAUUGCAAUAAAUUUAUUAACACGUGUAUCUGGUAUUGGACCUGCAAAAGCUAAAGAAUUAGUAACUGCUGGUAUUAAAACUUUAGAUGAUUUAAAAAAACAUGAGGAAAAGCUUAAUCAUCAUCAAAAAAUUGGACUGAAGUAUUUUGAAGAUUUUGAGAAAAGAAUUCCCAGAAAAGAGAUUGAGCAAAUUGAAAAAAUUAUGAAAGAUAUUAUUGCAGAUUUGAGUGAAGAAUAUAUUAUAAUUAUUUGUGGAAGUUAUAGACGUGAAAAAGAAGAUAGUGGAGAUAUUGAUGUUCUAUUAACAUAUCCUGCAUAUACAUCUAAAGAACAAAAAUUAAAGAAAGAAAACUCAAUCUUAAAAAAUGUUAUAAAAUGUUUAGAAAAAAAAAAGUUAAUUGUAGAUACAAUAUCUCUUGGACCAACAAAAUUUAUGGGUGUUUGUAAAGUACCCGGAAAAAAAAAACCAUUUAGAAGACUUGAUAUUCGAUUUAUACCUUAUGAUCAAUAUUAUUGUGCUGUACUUUAUUUUACUGGAAGUGAUCUUUUUAAUAAGAGCAUGAGAGCACAUGCGUUGGAAAAAAAUUAUACUUUGAAUGAAUAUACAUUAAAACGACUUACAUCUGAAGGAACUCCAGGAAAGGCAGAAAAAAUUACAUGUGAAGAAGAUAUUUUUCGAAUUUUAGAAUUGCCAUAUAAAAAGCCAAAAGAUCGUAAUUCAUAAUGAGCAAAGAUAUAUAUAUAUUUAUUAUAUGUUAAGAAUUUCUUAUAUACUAUGUACCAAGUGAAUUUUAUUUUUCCUUAACUACUAAAAUAAUGAAAAAAAUAAAUAUUUAUUUAUUAUUUUUAUUAUAAAAUUAAAUAACAUUUUUAAAAUUAUUUAAAA
This is a messenger RNA of Apis florea (little honeybee), 1381 nucleotides long. RefSeq names its product DNA polymerase beta. The record is from RefSeq and is a predicted model, not a curated record. Gene Ontology annotation, biological process: double-strand break repair via nonhomologous end joining; base-excision repair. Lineage: Eukaryota; Metazoa; Arthropoda; Insecta; Hymenoptera; Apidae. Gene Ontology annotation, cellular component: nucleus. Gene Ontology annotation, molecular function: DNA-directed DNA polymerase activity; DNA binding.